Messenger RNA from Trichoderma citrinoviride, 1839 nucleotides. RefSeq lists its product as hypothetical. Bases 1 to 1839 code for a protein of 612 amino acids. NCBI's taxonomy places the organism in Eukaryota, Fungi, Ascomycota, Sordariomycetes, Hypocreales, Hypocreaceae. The record is from RefSeq and is a predicted model, not a curated record. The transcript is spliced from 3 exons. Gene Ontology annotation, biological process: translational elongation. Gene Ontology annotation, cellular component: cytoplasm; nucleus.
AUGUUCAAGUUUUUUAAAUCAGAUUUCUUUAAUUUCGAGUUCCUGCGUGUCCUCGACGCAGCUCCAUUCUACGGAUCUGAAACUGGAGAAUGUCUUGUUGCUAGGACUAAGAUUACUGACGGCGAUCCGGAGAGCUGGUAUCAUGCCUGGACAGCAGAGGCUGAGCGUGCAGUCAGCGUAGGCGAAGACGCAGUAAAACAUGGGGAUCGAGUCGAAGCUUCUUGGGCAUUCAUCCGCGCAUCAAACUACUACCGCUCCAGCGAGUUCUUUCUGCAUUGCAAUCCGCAGGAUCCCCGAAUCCUCAACGCCAUCCAGAAGAGCUCUGAUGUCUUUGAGCGGGGGGCGAGACUUCUGGACGGCGAGCUCCACAUUCUUGAUAUUCCAUUCGAAGACAGCAUUUCGUUGCCUGGGAGACUCUUUCUUCCCCCUUCUCAUAAGCAGGUGACGGACAAGCUGCCUAUUCUAGUCCAGAUGGGUGGCUUUGAUUCGACGCAGGAAGAGCUAUACUUUUACGGACCAGCAGGCGGACUACCUCGGGGCUAUGCUGUUCUAACCUUUGACGGUCCCGGUCAAGGCAUCUCUCUGCGCAGAGAUAAGACUCGCAUGGUCCCUGACUGGGAAAGAGUGACGGGAAAGGUGCUGGACUACCUCGAAACUAAGCUCGCAGCAAAGCACAACAUAGAUAUGGGCAGGGUUGCUGUGCUGGGAGCAUCGCUGGGAGGGUAUCUGGUGCUGCGAGCUGCCGCUGAUUCGCGAGUUGGAGCAGCUAUCUCGACAGAUGGAUGCUAUGACCUUUUUGACGUUACAAAGAGUCGAAUGCCCAAUUGGUUCAUUGGCGGCUGGCUGAGCGGAUGGCUAAGUGACGGUUUCUUCAACUUUGUCGUCAACCGACUUGCGGCAUCCAACUUCCAGCUUCGGUGGGAAUUUGGCCACAGCAUGUGGCUAUACGGCGUGAACAACCCAGCCGACGUCAUGAGACAGAUGCAGCGCUUCUCACUCCGCCUCGAAGAUGGAGGAGAGUAUCUAUCCAAGCUCAAAUGCGCUACCUUGGUAACGGGCGCUUCCGACACGUUCUAUUUUACCCCGGAGCUCAAUGCCGAGCGUAUCUUUCAGAAGCUGAAUCAUAUUGACAGCAGCAAUAAGGAGCUGUGGAUCGGUCAGGGAGUGAGUGGAGGGGGCCUUCAAGCAAAGAUUGCGGCUCUGGCACUUUCUCAUCAAAAGAUCGCUAUCUUCGCCGCGGCUAAGAUCAACGGCGUUAAUGUCGCGACAGCGUCAGACUACCAGCACAUGGUCACUAAUAAGACGCCCGAGUUCCUGGCAAAGUUCCCCAUCGGCAAGGUUCCCGCGUUCGAAGCCACCGACGGUACCACAAUCGCCGAGUCUGACGCCAUCGCGCAAUACGUUGCGGAAGUCGGCCCUCGCUCCGCCCAGCUGCUGGGAGCCGAUGCCCGCGAGAGGGCCAGGGUCCGACAAUGGAUCAAUUUCACCGACAGCGAGGUGUACGGUAACAUGAUGGGCGUCGUGCUCUGUCGGGCCGGAUUCGCGCCCCAUGUGCCAGAGAAGGAGGCGGCCGCCGCUAAAGGGCUGAACUUCGGGCUGGGGGUCGUCGAGAAAUGGCUCACGGGCCGGGAAUGGCUGGCCACCGACCAGCUUAGCUUGGCAGAUCUGACGCUGGCUGCCGCCCUGUACUGGGCGUAUAUGCACUACCUCGACGACAAGAGGAGGGAGGCGUAUCCGCUCGUGACGGCGUGGUAUCUGCGAACCAUCGGCGCCGAAGGAGUCAAGGAUGUGUUUGGGCCGCCCAAUCUGGUAGCUGCCGCAAAGGAAUUCGAGCCAUAA